CGCCGCCAAUUGGCCGUGUAAAGAAAUUCAAGUUCAAGUGCUUCCAUCGGCUUGGACAAACCCCACAAACCCAAGUUCACAGUGGGAUUGAAGUAAAGAGACUGGAUUUCCUAAUUUGAAUGUCUGAUAUCCCAGACAUCUCUCACGACGCUGUACCUACGUAUUGCGCCAUUCUUCCAUCACCGGAACUCUUAUCUCCCACCAUGACAGUCAACCACUAUUCCCCACCACAGAUUACCCAGGAGCUGUUGGACUAUGCCGACCUCCCAAUAAUUGACCUAUCCAAGCCGCCGCAUCCAGAUGACGUACGCGAAGCUAUGCAGACCCAUGGAUUCUUCUACGUUGUUGGUCAUGGAUUAUCACUGGCUGAGAAUCAGCGAAUCUUUGACAUUGCCGACCUUCCAUUCUCUAACGUUAGUGAUGAAGAAAAACGGCAGUACGAGGCAACGAUUCAGCAGACCGGAUCCUACCAGGGGUAUAAGCUUCGGAAGUACUGGCACCUCGACAACGGUGUACAAGACGAAGUUGAGACGUACAACAUUAAUCGAGAUAUAACGAAACGUCAACAUCCCGAAGCCGUGCGACCUUACCUUGCAGAAAUUGAAGCAUUUGCACGACAUAACCACCUAAAUGUUCUUCAUCCCAUUUUACGGUUCCGUAUCCUUUUCUGUCUUCACCUAGCAUCCGAGUCUUACUUGCUUGAAAACCAAGCCUCCUUGCACUGGGCCUCCGUCUUCCAGAAGAUGCACUUGUGGAUAUACACAGAUAUUCUUCUGUUGGGGAAACUUACGGUGAGACGUUUGCUUCUCCGUUCAAUCCAUUCAUGGACGACCUUUGCAUUCAUUAGUGCGGUUCAUGAAAUAGUUAAGCACCUCCAACUUAAUACCCCUCACAAAAUGCACUCAUUUGACUUUAGUUAUCCUCAUUCCGCCGAGGACGAGGGAAAGACGAAAAGCGUCUGGCUCAAAGGACACACUGAUUUCGGCUCGAUCACCAUCCUGUAUAGCCAGCCCGUGUCGGCGUUACAGAUACUCACACCCUCGGGGGAAUGGAAGUGGGUGAAACACAUUGAAAACGCAUUGGUCAUCAACGCCGGAGACUCUCUUGAGUUCUUGUCAGGAGGCGCAUAUCGUUCGACGAUCCAUCGGGUCGUACAACCUCCCAAAGACCAACGAGGAUACCCUCGCCUCUGUGUAUUCUAUUUUUGCAUGCCCGACGAUAAUGUAAAGCUCCUCCCUCUGAUCGGUGACAAAGCCUGCCGAUCUGUGGAUGCGGACGCGCCGACGAUGGAAGAUUGGCGUAAGGGAAGGACGGCAGCAUAUGGGAAAAGCCAGUUUAAGAAGGCGGAGGGAGAGGAGAGAAUCGAAGAAGAAGUUAUUCAUGGCGUUGUGGUCAAGCAUUAUAAUUGAUCCAAGAUGUAUCAAAAAUUGUACAAUAUAGGUCGUUCCAGCUUGAUUACGCGCCAUCAACUCCUUCACCAAGAU
This is a messenger RNA of Guyanagaster necrorhizus, 1484 nucleotides long. Its product is annotated as Clavaminate synthase-like protein. The coding region runs from base 120 to 1409 and encodes 429 amino acids. The transcript has 8 exons. Lineage: Eukaryota; Fungi; Basidiomycota; Agaricomycetes; Agaricales; Physalacriaceae. The record is from RefSeq and is a predicted model, not a curated record.